AGCCGAUUUGUCUGGCUGCGUGGUUCACCCGGAACUGGGAAAACUGCGAUAUCGAUCCACGUAGCCUCCAUCCUUGAUAGCCAGGACAACCUUGCAGCGUCUUUUUUCUGGGACAAGAACCGAAAGGGAACGGGACUUGAUUCGAUUGAACGCUUUCCCUCCACCCUUGCUCUGCAACUUGCGGCUUUCAAUGCUGAGUACAAGAGUCUGCUCAUCAAGCAACUUCGGCAGCCUGCUUCGUUGAAAGGUCUUCAGGGCUCUGCUGCAGAAAAGGAGAUGAAAGCUUGGGUUAUCAACCCGAUGCAUGAACUCAGGGCUAUCUUGUCUUCGAGGGAGGAUCGCUUUGUGAUCGUCCUAGAUGGACUAGAUGAGUGUGGCGAC
Molecule: messenger RNA, 381 nt
Organism: Cantharellus anzutake
Lineage: Eukaryota; Fungi; Basidiomycota; Agaricomycetes; Cantharellales; Hydnaceae
Exons: 1
Source: RefSeq, a predicted model, not a curated record